Salvelinus fontinalis (brook trout) is the source of this 5485-nucleotide messenger RNA. RefSeq names its product protein APCDD1-like. Gene Ontology annotation, cellular component: plasma membrane. Gene Ontology annotation, biological process: negative regulation of Wnt signaling pathway. Gene Ontology annotation, molecular function: Wnt-protein binding. Lineage: Eukaryota; Metazoa; Chordata; Actinopteri; Salmoniformes; Salmonidae. The transcript is spliced from 7 exons. The record is from RefSeq and is a predicted model, not a curated record. Bases 528 to 2078 code for a protein of 516 amino acids.
AGGGCGUUCUCUGCUAGCGCUCUCCUCUCUACACACACGAAGACGCACGGGAGUUCCUACUCGGACGCAGAGAUUACCGUAAUGAAAUAACGCUGGUAGAAUGAAGUGGGAUUCUCGGUGGUGAUGCAGGAACAUGAGCGUCUCUACACAAGUCUAUAUUCCGUUGCAGACUUGUUGUUCUAUUUAGUUUUAGAGAGACAAAGAAAAAACAUGUCGCCAACUUCUGUAGCCGGAACAUUGCUUGUUGUGGAAUAGAAGACAAGGCGCACUUAAUAAACUUUAAAAGGAUCGGAGUAUGUCGUUCGCUUCUUCGAAAUCUUACAAACAAGUCAUGAAAUGAGUCCUUGCGUUGCCGAAAAUUCAGUUUAAUAACCAUUCUACUCAUUAUUCCAACAUCCUCUGAUGUUUGCUGGAUAUCAUUGAGACACAGUAUGGACACAGAAGGUUGGAUUGACAUCAAGUAUUAAUGUUGAGGAACAUUAACACUCCAUAGAAACAGCUCAUCACGCUUCCCAAAGUCUGCAGGAAUGGGGCCUUCCGUAGUGAUACUCCUCGUUGCGGUUUUCGGUUGGACUGAGGGUUCGUCCCACCACUCCUCAGAGGGCCACUCCAGUCGCCUGCUGUUCCUGGAGAAGACGUUUGGUCGUCCUGCUAAACACUCCCAGUGUCAACACAUGUUGAAGCAUCUUCACCACGGGGCCCGGAUCACCGUCCAGAUGCCCCCCAACAUCGAGGGCCACUGGGUCUCCACCAGCUGUGAGGUGCGUCCUGGCCCAGAGUUCCUGACGCGGUCGUACCGGUUCUUCCCCAACAACACGUUCAAGGCCAACCAGUUCUACUACAGGGACAACCACUGCACCAGCCCCACCUACACCCUGGUGGCCCGGGGACGGCUGAGGCUCAGACAGGCCUCCUGGAUAAUCAGAGGAGGAACAGAGGCUGACUACCAGCUCCACCGCACACAGGUAGUGUGUCACAGUGCAGACGUGGCCAAAGACCUGAACCAGCGGUUGAACCGGAGCUGUCGGGGCGCCAUGAGGAGCAAAGCACCAUGGGAACCCAAUGUAAACUAUGAGCUGUGGAGUGACGAGGGCGGCUGUGACUGCUCCAGGGAGCUCAACUUCUCCAUGCACGAGCUCCAGCUGCAGCGUGUGGAGAAACAGUACCUCCAUCAUAACGUGGAUCACCUGGUUGAGGAGCUGUUCCUGGGAGACAUCCACACGGAGAAAUCACAGAGGAUUUAUUAUAGGCCGUCCAGCUAUCAGGCUGCGUUACAACAUGCUAAGAACCAUGACCACGGCUGCACUGCCUGUCGUAUCAUCUCCCGGUCGGAUGAGUUCCACCCUCCCAUCCUGGCGCCGCGGGCGGACAUGACAGUGGGGCUCUAUGGCCAGUGGGUGAGCCAGCGCUGUGAGGUCCGCCCUGAGGUCCUCUUCCUGACCCGUCACUUCAUCUUCCAUGACAACAACCAGACCUGGGAGGGCCACUACUACCACUACUCUGACCCCAUCUGCAAACACCCCUCCUUCAGUAUCUACGCUAGAGGGAGGUACAGCCGAGGGACGCACUCUACUAGAGUUAUGGGAGGCACGGAGUUCGUCUUCAAAGUGAACCACAUGCGUGUGAUGCCCAUGGACCUGGCCACCACUUCUCUUCUCAACGUGUUCAACGGUAACGAGUGUGGCGCCCAGGGCUCCUGGGAGGUCGGAGUUGAACAGGACGUCACCCUGACCAAUGGCUGCGUGGCGUUGGGGAUCCGCCUCCCGCACACAGAGUACGAGCUGUUCCGGAUGGAACAGGACACCCAUGGACGAUACCUCCUCUACAACGGACAGAGACCCUCCGACGGGUCCAGCCCCAACCGGCCGGAUAAACGAGCGACCUCGUACCAGAUGCCCCUGGUCAAGUGUUCCGCUAGCAGUCAGAGGUCAGAGGGCAUGGGAGAGGAGGAUGAGGACCGACACCUGAGGCUGAGUAAUGGUGGAACCGGUGGAACACCGCGGAACCAGAAAAGCAGGAACGGUGCUGUGGUUCUCGCAUCGUUGGUUUCACUUCUGUUGUUCCGUUGCCGUAGUUAAGGAACUGACUGACUAAAGUCUGUAUUUUUUUUACAUAGAGACACUGACGAGAGACAUUAUAGGGUGAAUGUGUACUGGGGGGACGUGAGAGAGGAUUCUAUUCUGCCCCUGAGAUGACGACCUACUGUAGCUUCUACCCUGUGGGAAAGGAGACUGCUUCGGUGACUUAACGCACUUGAACUUUUGAAAGCUCUCUUUGGCUCCUUGAACGUUGUGGAAGCUAUGGAAGCUGGGGGUUGACAAGGUGGAGAGCGAGUGGAGAGAAAAGAGAGGAAGGAGAGAGGAGGGCGAGUGGAGAGAAGAGGGCGAGUGGAGAGAGGAAGGGCGAGUGGAGAGGAUGAGGGCGAGUGGCGAGAGGAAGGAGAGUGGAGAGAGGAGUGCGAGUUGAGAGAGGGAGGGCGAGUGGAGAGAGGAAGGAGAGAAGAGGGCGAGUGGAUAGAGGAGGGAGAGUGGAGAGUGGAGUGGAGAGAGGAGGGCGAGUGGAGAGAGGAGGAGGAGUGGAGAGAGGAGUGGAGAGAGGAGGGCGAGUGGAGAGAGGAGGGCAAGUGGAGAGAGGAGGGCGAGUGGAGAGAGGAGGGCGAUUGGAGAGAGGAGGGAGAGAGGAGGGCGAGUGGAGAGAGGAGUGCGAGUGGAGAGAGGAGGGCGAGUGGAGAGAGGAGGGCGAGUGGAGAGAGGAGGGAGAGAGGAGGGCGAGUGGAGAGAGGAGGGCGAGUGGAGAGAGGGAGGCGAGUGGAGAGAGGAGGGAGAGAGGAGGGGGAGUGGAGAGAGGAGGGCGAGUGGAGAGAGGAGGGCGAGUGGAGAGAGGAGGGCGAUUGGAGAGAGGAGGGCGAGUGGAGAGAGGAAAGAGAGAGGAGGGCGAGUGGAGAGAGGAGGGCGAGUGGAGAGAGGAGGGCGAGUGGAGAGAGGAGAGCGAGUGGAGAGAGGAAAGAGAGAGGAGGGCGAGUGGAGACUAGUUCCAUUGAUGCCUGGGUAACUUUGAACUCCAUUAUUACCACUGCUGCACCACCGUAACUGUGAUUCAGUGGAACAUUAUAAACUGGGUAGUUCGAGCGCUGAAUGCUGAUUGGCUGAAAGCUGUGGUAUAUCAGACAAUAUACUGUACUAACAGGUAUGACGCAUAACUACUUGUUUACUGUUAUAAUUACGUUGGUAACCAGUUUAUAAUAGCAUUAAGGCAGCUCAGGGGUUUGUGGUAUAUGGCCAAUAUAUAUAUAUAUAUAUAUACAGUAUAUACACACACACACACCACACCUUUCGGGCCUUAUUGCUUAACUGUACAAGUAUAUGACUGUGUUCAUUUCAGACGCGCCUUAUAUCUGUCCACACGGACAGAAGAUGUCUUAUACAGCAAUAUUACAAAUAUCACAUUCUUAUUGGUACUACAAGUAGAUUAAAUAAGAUACAUUUCUAUGUAAAAAAAUCAUUAUUAUAGUAUAAUAUACUAUAUUUCAUUGUUAGAAAAUAAUGAAGAUGAACGUGAGCUCCCAUGUAUGUGUUCAGAGUUUAAAGGGAAAUACAUUCAGUACAAUAGGACUACCGAUAAUGACAUCACCUACAUUACCAGUACAAUAGGACUACCGAUAAUGACAUCACCUACAUUAUCAGUACAAUAGGACUACCGAUAAUGACAUCACCUACAUUACCAGUACAAUAGGACUACCGAUAAUGACAUCACCUACAUUAUCAGUACAAUAGGACUACCGAUAAUGACAUCACCUACAUUACCAGUACAAUAGGACUACCGAUAAUGACAUCACCUACAUUACCAGUACAAUAGGACUACCGAUAAUGACAUCACCUACAUUACCAGUACAAAAGGACUACCGAUAAUGACAUCACCUACAUUAUCAGUACAAUAGGACUACCGAUAAUGACAUCGCCUACAUUAUCAGUACAAUAGGACUACCGAUAAUGACAUCGCCUACAUUACCAGUACAAUAGGACUACUGAUAAUGACAUCACCUACAUUACCAGUACAAUAGGACUACCGAUAAUGACAUCACCUACAUUAUCAGUACAAUAGGACUACCGAUAAUGACAUCACCUACAUUAUCAGUACAAUAGGACUACCGAUAAUGACAUCACCUACAUUACCAGUACAAUAGAACUACCAAUAAUGACAUCACCUACAUUAUCAGUACAAUAGGACUACUGAUAAUGACAUCACCUACAUUACCAGUACAAUAGGACUACUGAUAAUGACAUCGCCUACAUUACCAGUACAAUAGGACUACCGAUAAUGACAUCACCUACAUUACCAGUACAAUAGGACUACCGAUAAUGACAUCACUUACAUUAUCAGUACAAUAGGUCUACCGAUAAUGACAUCACCUACAUCAUCAGUACAAUAGGACUACCGAUAAUGACAUCACCUACAUUACCAGUACAAUAAGACUACCGAUAAUGACAUCACCUACAUUACCAGUACAAUAGGACUACCGAUAAUGACAUCACCUACAUCAUCAGUACAAUAGGACUACCGAUAAUGACAUCACCUACAUUACCAGUACAAUAUGACUACCGAUAAUGACAUCACCUACAUUACCAGUACAAUAGGACUACCGAUAAUGACAUCACCUACAUUACCAGUACAAUAGGACUACCGAUAAUGACAUCACCUACAUUAUCAGUACAAUAGGACUACCGAUAAUGACAUCACCUACAUUACCAGUACAAUAUGACUAUUGAUAAUGACAUCACCUACAUUACCAGUACAAUAGGACUACUGAUAAUGACAUCGCCUACAUUACCAGUACAAUAGGACUACUGAUAAUGACAUCACCUACAUGAUCAGUACAAUAUGCCUACUGAUAAUGACAUCACCUACAUUAUCAGUACAAUAUGCCUACUGAUAAUGACAUCACCUACAUUAUCAGUACAAUAGGACUACCGAUAAUGACAUCACCUGCAUUAUCAGUACAGUAGGACUACCGAUAAUGACAUCACCUACAUUACCAGUACAAAAGGACUACCGAUAAUGACAUCACCUGCAUUAUCAGUACAAUAGGACUACCGAUAAUGACGUCACCUACAUUAUCAGUACAAUAGGACUACCGAUAACGACAUCACCUACAUUAUCACAGAGACUUCCUCGACUAAUAUAACAUGACCAAUAUGCUACUGUUUCGACUCCUCAACCUGAUACCAAAAAAAAAAAACGUUUCAUAUUAAAUGUCACUUGUUUCUCUAAUCUACCCCAUAAACAAACACCAAACACUUCAUGGUUUACAGGUCAGGAGUUAUGCCACGUUUAGAAAUCAUGGUCUUUUUUCUUUUUAUAUGUAAAGUGCGGUACUCUGUUUUAGCCUGAGAACCACCUAGUUUUACGUGUCCUUAAACGACCUCUUCAUAACAGGGUAUACAGUAUGUAUAACAAUUAAAGAUUUGAUACUGUACACUGGUAAUAA